Molecule: messenger RNA, 4271 nt
Organism: Tachysurus fulvidraco (yellow catfish)
Lineage: Eukaryota; Metazoa; Chordata; Actinopteri; Siluriformes; Bagridae
Gene: samhd1a
Product: SAM domain and HD domain 1
Exons: 16
Coding region: 92-2050 (652 amino acids)
Biological process (GO): defense response to virus; dGTP catabolic process; regulation of innate immune response
Cellular component (GO): nucleus
Molecular function (GO): protein binding; dGTPase activity
Source: RefSeq, a predicted model, not a curated record
ACGCAAUCACGUCGUACUUCGUGCCCGACCGCUAGGGGGCAGUGAAAUCGUUUGAGCGGCAAAGUCAAAAAUAGACCCGGCUUCAGUUUUCAUGUGUCAGCGGCGGUGGAAGGAAGACGCAGCUCAGCGGCGGUUAAUCCUUAAAUCUUGUCAGGCGGAGAAAACACGUAUCAUGGACAGCCGAAAGCGCCCGAGAGAAGAGCCGCGGAUUGUGGAGCUGCUAAAAACCCCAGAGAAAAGGAAUAAAGAAGGGAAUUACAAGGACUGGGACACCGAGGAAACCUGCUCCUAUCUUCACCAGCAUGGACUCGGAGAAUGGGAACAAAAGUUCAGAGAACAGAAGAUUACAGGAUUGGGGCUACGCUAUCUUACUGAACUCCAGCUGGAAAAGAUGGGCAUUGAGCCUAUGGGCUCCAGGCUGCAGAUCCUUCACUAUCUCAGCAAACUCUGGCAGAUCUCAUCUGAGUGCAUGAAGGUCUUUAACGAUCCCAUUCAUGGCCACAUCGAGCUCCAUCCCCUGCUGGUGCGCAUCAUCGACACCCCUCAGUUCCAGAGGCUACGGCACAUCAAGCAGCUGGGAGCCACAUACAUGGUGUUUCCUGGAGCUGCACACAACCGCUUUGAACACUGCAUAGGUGUUGGACAUUUAGCAGGUUGUCUGGCACAAGCUCUGAACGAGAGACAGCCUGAGCUCCUCAUCUCCAAACAGGACAUCCUGUGUGUUCAGAUCGCCGGCUUGUGCCAUGACCUGGGUCACGGUCCUUUUUCCCACAUGUUCGAUGGAUUGUUUAUUCCCACGGUUCGACCCGGACUGAAAUGGAAGCACGAGAGCGCGUCGGUCCAGAUGUUUGACCACCUGGUGAAAGUGAAUAAUCUGGAAGGAGUGAUGGAGGAGUACGGACUCUCUCUACCCAUCGACCUGAUCUUCAUUAAAGAGCAGAUCGCUGGGCCGCUGGACUCCGUUUCCUCGGCCAACAAGUGGGCGUACAAAGGCAGAUCGGAAGAGAAAGCCUUCCUGUACGAGAUCGUCGCCAAUAAGAGGACCGGCAUCGACGUGGACAAGUGGGAUUAUUUUGCGAGAGACUGCUAUCACCUGGGCAUCCAGAACAACUCCGACUACCGUCGCUUCCUCAAGUUCGCUCGAGUGUGUGACGUGAAGGGCAAGAAACACAUCUGCACCAGAGACAAGGAAGUAGGCGAUUUAUACGACAUGUUUCACACACGUAACUGCCUGCAUCGCCGAGCGUACCAACACAAAGUGGGCAACGUCAUCGAGGUCAUGAUUACAGAAGCUCUGGUGAAAGCCGAUCCGUACAUCAAAAUCCGGGGCUCUUCAGGAAAGACGUACAGAAUCUCAGAAGCCAUCGAGGACAUGGAGGCUUACACUAAACUCACAGAUCACAUAUUCGAACAGAUCCUGUACUCGUCUGAUCCAGUGCUAUCUGAAGCUCAGGCCAUCCUGCAGAACAUCCUCUGUAGAAGGCUGUACAAAUGCGUGGGCCAGACGACACCCGACGCUCACUAUGACGUGUCACAGGACAUGUUACUCACAUGGGCUCGUGAGGUGUCUGAGUGUAAACCUGACGGCAUUGCGGUGGAUCUCAUGCCCGAGGACUUUGUAGUCAACGUGAUCUGUAUGGAUUACGGAAUGAAGGAGAAGAACCCCGUGAACAACGUUUACUUCUACUGCAAGAAAGACCCCACUAAAGCCAUCAAGAUCCGCAAGAACCAGGUGUCCAAGUUACUGCCCGAGCGAUUUGCAGAGCAGCUGAUCAGAGUUUACUGCAAAAAAACAGACGAGAGGAAUCUGGAAGCGGCAAAGAAAUAUUUUGUGCAGUGGUGUAUGAACAGAAACUUCUCCAAACCACAGGACGGCGAUGUCACGGCCCCAGAGCUCACACCACUAAAGCGUGACUGGCAGAAUGAAGGCGAUGACGACUCCGACAGCGACAACGACAGCGACAACGACACCAGAGCUCGAAGGAUGCUCAACCAUGGAAAACUCGUAAAAACAAAUCUGUUUCAAUUGCCACAAGACAAAACAAGCUAAAGUGUUGGCACCCCUGAAAAUGCUCAGGUUCAGUAUUUUUGGCACCUCCAACACCAUCAGAGAACUUUAAACAUGUUACCUUCUAGUGGCAGUAAAUGACAGGAAGCUAAGAGCCACUUCUGGUGAAUAAAAACAGGACAGAUCUGAGAUUAUCCUGAGAUCUCGACCUCUACCUGAAAAUGCUGCCUACUCAGAGUGGAUAAAGUAUUACUGAUAAAGUGUCAAUGAUAAAGUAUCAAUGAUAAAGUAUCAAUGAUAAAGUAUUAUUGAUAAAGUAUCAUUGAUGAAUAAAACAAUAAAAAAAUUCAUACCAGUGUAGAACAUAAUAGAUCAUUAGCAUGAGUCUAUUGGCCUUGUAACAAUUAAACUGAACGUAAAUUCAUUUUGAUGAUUCUAAACAUUACCAAAGCCUAAAUAAAUAAAAAGUCCUUUACUGCCACUCCCGGAAAAAUGUUUAUCGUUCCUGUAAAAUCGGUACCCUGUUUUUCUUUUAACCAUUUUUUUAUUUUAUUUUUUUUUAAUAUAAGCUCUAUUUUUAUAUUUAAAAAAAAAAUUGCAGACUCCAUUUAUUUGGUUUAAAAAAAUCAUGUUAAUUUGUCCAUCGUGCUCUUCAUCAUGCCAUCUGAACGUCCUGGAGAUGAAGGUUUGGGUAGGCGGGGCGGGGAGGGGCGGGCGGGGUUCAGAGGGCGGAGCUUGACAGACAUUCCUUCUCCUAUUAUGUAUCACCGUGCAAAAAUGGUUUUAUUUUGUUUAGUUCCUACUCUUAUUUAAUGUGGUUUAAGCUCCGCCCACUCGUUAACCCAAAGACGCCCGUCACCGGGUAGGAUUGGGGUGGGGGGUGGUGGGGGUGGUGGUCGUGAGAUCUACCUCUGUGUUACACGAGUAUAAUGAGAGAGCAAUCUUCCUGGCGAGACGGAGGACAUUUAGAACAUCGUGUCCUCCUGUGAUAACACUGUGUUUAUUAGCAAUAAGAGCGAUGUUCAUUUUUCAAGGUUUAUUUAUGCAAACAAAAGUUGUUCUGACAUUUACACAUGUAUAGAUGUAUUUUUAUAUGUGUGUAUUUUGGUAUUUUGUUUCAUUUUCAUCCAAAGUAUAGUUCUGGGACUUUUAAUUUUUUAUUUUUUUUUGUUGUCUUGUUGCCGGCAUGUACGAUGUUCAUUUUUAAUAUCUAUAUAUCUGUAUUAUUAUUUUUUUUUGUUUUGUUUUUUUAAUAGAUCAGCAAUUCUUUCUACCUUUCUAUUCCUACUUGGAUCUCAAUGGGGAUGCAAACUUUUGCACUAAGGCAUAAUAGUCUGUAUUAGAGGUUCAUACCUUCCCGACUUUAUACCGUUUGUCCUUUUUCCCCCUUCUGUUGUAAACUGCAGAUAAGCCAAUCAUCGUGUGAAUACCCCGAAGCUCCGACACCUUCUCUGUAUCUAGCCGAUUUUUUUCAAGUGUUCCUUUUGCUUUUUCCGGCAAGCGCUUUUUCCGGUAUAAAUGGAGCAAUUUUAAAGAUUCGUACUAAUGGAACAAAAAAAAAAACACUAUUCCUGAGAGUACUCUAAAUGCUUAGAGAUUGCUUUGAGUGCAUUAGUGUGAAAGAAAAUCGAUAGAAAGACAUCGGUUAACUCUUUAUUUAAUAGCGAUGCACCAAUAAAUGCUCGUAUUUGUUGCUACAAACCGUCACUGCAUGUGAAGCCCUGUUACUCAUCCGUAUGCAGCAGAAGUGUUUUUAUUUAUAUUAUAAUUAAAAUAAAAAAUAAGGAACCAAUAUGCUGCCUAGGCCUCGAGGGUUUGCAGUAAUCAGUAUCGACUAAUCAUAAAUGGUGUCAUGCACCGAGGCUGAUCCGUCAUAGCAAACCGCGUAUAUUUAUAUAGAUUUUUUUUUCUUUCUUCUAGACGUUUUUUUAAUGUACACACUUUUUAUAUGCAGGUUAAACGUGUUGGUUUUUACUCUGCACGUGAGAAGAAUCAAACCUUCUGCGUCGGCCCUUUAGCCUCUCGUCAGUCCGCUAACGUUAUUCCUGCAGCGAGGUUUUGUUUGUUCCGAGGUGUUUGGGAUUUGUUGAGGUUUCACUAUUAACCGGUGCACUCCAGGGUUAGAAGGUGAGAAUUUGUUUGCAGUGUUGUGUGGGUUAUUAUUAUUUUUUUUUUUUACAUGAUUAUGGAGAAUUGUGUGAUGGUGACGUGUGAUGGCGUUGUUCAUGAAUGUAGAUGAAUAAUAAAGCAGGAUUGAGAGGAA